AUGGUUGAAGAUAACAUACAUGUGAUUCAGAAUGACCCCCUGAUUAUCGUAGAUAAAUUCCCCUACACCAGGAAGAAGGAUAGAGUCACAGACGAAGAAGAAGAAAAAAAAAAAAAAAUCACCAAGAUAUAUUUCCUAACUCAUUUCCAUGCCGAUCAUUACACCAACAUAAAUAAAUACUUCCAUGAGAACGUCUUUUCGUCGACCAUAACAAAAAAGUUGUUAACAAACAUAAUUGGAGUAAAUGAGAAAUAUAUACACAAUUUAAAAAUUAAUAAGAAUUACCAUGUUUUCAAUUUCGAAGUAAUUUUUAUCGACGCAAAUCAUUGUCCUGGAUCUGUAAUUAUCUAUUUUGAAUUUGCAAACGGAACAAAAAUCAUACACACAGGUGAUUUCCGUUAUUCCAAUGUUCAUACCUUUUUGAUAAAAAAAGUGUUAAGUUCUAAAAGGAAUGAACAAAAUGGAAAACAGAAAUUGGAAAAGUUGAGUCCUACAAAAUCGGAGGAACAAAUCAUCAAGGGGGAGUUGUCCACCGAGAUGAAGACGAACUUUUCAUGGAAGGGCAAUCAGUAUAACAUCCAUUUUAGUAGUGAACAUUUAAAUAUUUAUAAAAGAAAAACUUACAUUGUAAAUUUUGAAGAGUUUAGAAUAGCUUAUUUAAAAAAUGUGGAAGAUUUAAUUUGGGGACUUAAAAAUGUGAGAAAAGAAUUUUAUUUUUAUGAUUCCAUUGAAAAGGAAAAUUAUUUUAACUUUUUCAUUUACGUAGAUUUGUCUCUAUAUUUUAAUCAGAACGAAGUAGACAUUUUACUUUUCCAUGAUGGCAAUAAAAGGUUAAACGAGAACGUGAUAAUUAAUGAGGAUAACGUAAAGAACAUUCGCUUUGUUUCCAUCUCUGAUGAAGAUAGGUUAGAAGAUGGAACGAGUCCGCAGGAUACAGAAUCCUCAGUUUUGACAAAAAGGGAAUUGCUUCACCAUUUUUCCGAUAAAUGCCCGUUGAAUCUUAAUAGAGGAAAUGGCGUCAAGUGUGAUAGGACGAAUGGAGAAAACGGAAAGGUAAAAAAGGAAGAGGACAUUGACGUGAAGGAGUCUCGCUUUACAUAUGAGCAUACCAUUGAAGAAAAGAAGACAGUGAUAAAAGAGAAAAAGGAAAUCGAUAGUAAUCUCAUCAAACUGGAAUAUGUCAAAGGUGGAAAAGAAAUAAGUACCCCUUGUGAGGUGAAGGAAUCGGAAGAAGACUCCAAUUAUAUAAGGACCAUUUACCUGGACACAACGUAUGCUCUGUCGAAAAAUAAUUUGUUUGCGCCGCAGAUGUAUUUGAUUAAUUUUAUUAUUUAUAUAUGUAAGAAAAAAGUGAGAGAAAAUUUCGCCCAAGCGGUCGGCGUCACGGUAAAGAAGGGGGGGAAGCACAAGACUAACCUUGCUAGGACGGGCAAACGAACUCGCGCGCAUAAAUAUAAGGAAAACGCAUGGGGAGGAAAAAAAGUGGGUAGAACAAACGACGAUGAAAAGAAUGGGAUAACUACACAUGGCGCGGAAAAGAGCGAAGUCAAUGAAGUGGGGAAUAGGGAUGAGAAGGAAUCAGGGGGAGAAGGAACCCCUGCAAAGAAGACCCUAUUCAUGUUUGGAACCUACAAUCUGGGGAAGGAAAAAAUUUAUCUAAGCGUAUCUGAGGCGUGCAACAUGAAAAUACAUUUCAGGAAUGAAAAAAAAAAAACAAUAAUUCAGUCCUUCUUACACAAUAAAAAUAUAUUAAAUAGAAUAACAGACAAUAAGUUGGAAGCACAGAUCCACAUAGUUGACAUUAAUUAUUCGUAUAUAUUCCCUAAAAUUGAAAAAGAAAAAUUUAAAAAUUUAAUAGACGAAGAAAUCGAAAAAGAAUUUGAUUCCUUCUAUUACAUUAUCCCCACAGGAUGGGUGAAAAAAUAUUCCUUCUAUCAAAAUAAGGAAAUCUCCAUUUUUUUAAUCCCAUAUAGUGAACAUUCGAAUUUAUCAGAAUUGGAAAAUUUUGUAAAAUCUAUCAAACCUUGUAAUAUAAUUCCUACUGUGUUUUAUAACCCGAAGGAAAAGACAAGGAUCCUGAACAUGUUCAACUCGUGCCUGAACUUACAGCGGGAAGUUAUGAAUUUUUUAAAAAUAUCUGAUGAGCGUUGUUUGGUCAGGAAUAAAAAAAUAUCCAAAAGGAGCGAAAAAACGAAUCACGAGCGAAAACAAAUUGUAGGAGGUAAUAUUGGAGGGGGAAAAAAUUCCAAUGAUAGCAGCCAAUCCAAGUUGACAUCGUUUUUUCCUUUAAUAAAGAGGAAGAAGGGUUGA
Molecule: messenger RNA, 2310 nt
Organism: Plasmodium knowlesi strain H
Lineage: Eukaryota; Apicomplexa; Aconoidasida; Haemosporida; Plasmodiidae
Product: DNA repair metallo-beta-lactamase protein, putative
Exons: 2
Coding region: 1-2310 (769 amino acids)
Biological process (GO): interstrand cross-link repair; double-strand break repair via nonhomologous end joining; protection from non-homologous end joining at telomere
Molecular function (GO): damaged DNA binding; 5'-3' DNA exonuclease activity
Source: RefSeq, a predicted model, not a curated record